Molecule: messenger RNA, 825 nt
Organism: Sodiomyces alkalinus F11
Lineage: Eukaryota; Fungi; Ascomycota; Sordariomycetes; Glomerellales; Plectosphaerellaceae
Product: chorismate mutase
Exons: 2
Coding region: 1-825 (274 amino acids)
Biological process (GO): aromatic amino acid biosynthetic process; chorismate metabolic process
Cellular component (GO): cytoplasm
Molecular function (GO): chorismate mutase activity
Source: RefSeq, a predicted model, not a curated record
AUGGACUCCCUGGUCGACCUCAACGACGUCUCCAAGGCGUUGGAUCUCUCUCGGAUCCGUUACCAGCUGAUCCGCCUCGAGGACACCAUCACCUUCCACCUGAUCGAGCGGGCGCAGUUCGCGCUGAACAAGAACAUCUACAUUCCCGGGGCCCUCGCCAUCCCCGCCAGCAACCUGAGCUUGCUGAAUUGGUACCUCCGCGAGCAGGAGAAACUGCAGUCGCUGAUCCGCCGCUACGAGUCGCCCGACGAAUACCCCUUCUUCCCCGACGCCGUUCAGAAGCCCAUCCUACGCCCGCUGAACUACCCGCCCAUCCUACACCCCAACGACGUGGUAGUCAACGACAAGAUCCGCCGCUUCUACGUCGAUAUUUUCCUGCCCGCCGUGUGCCCGGACUUCGGCGGCCGGGGCGACAGGGGGGAGAGCCAGGAAAAUUACGGAUCGUCGGCCACCUGCGAUAUCGCCUGCCUGCAGGCGCUGUCGCGGCGCAUCCACUUCGGCAAGUUCGUUGCCGAGUCCAAGUUCCGCUCCGACCGGCCGCGCUUCGAGCGCCUCAUCCGCGCCGCCGACCGCGAGGGCCUGGCCGAGGCUAUCACCAACUCGGCCGUGGAAGAGAAGGUUCUGGCGCGGCUGCGGCUGAAGGUUAUGACUUACGGGACCGACCCGUCUCUUGGAGCGGACGGUACCCCGGAGGGUCAGCCCAAGAUUGAUGCGGAUGCCGUGGUUGCCAUGUACAAGGAUUUUGUGAUACCCUUGACGAAGGAGGUGGAGGUGGAGUACCUCAUGCAAAGACUCGAACCGGCCAAUCCCUCAAGUGAUCAGUAG